This is a messenger RNA of Gopherus flavomarginatus (Mexican gopher tortoise), 1111 nucleotides long. RefSeq names its product zinc finger RANBP2-type containing 2 (gene ZRANB2). The coding region runs from base 77 to 1081 and encodes 334 amino acids. Lineage: Eukaryota; Metazoa; Chordata; Testudines; Testudinidae. The record is from RefSeq and is a predicted model, not a curated record. Gene Ontology annotation, molecular function: RNA binding; lipopolysaccharide binding. Gene Ontology annotation, biological process: RNA processing. The transcript has 10 exons.
GCGCGGCGAGGCAGCCCCGUCAGACGCAGGACCGCGGCCCUGCAGCGCCGCUUGGCUCCGGACGCGGUGGGCCAAAAUGUCGACGAAGAAUUUCCGAGUCAGCGACGGGGACUGGAUCUGCCCGGACAAGAAGUGUGGAAAUGUUAAUUUUGCUAGAAGAACCAGCUGUAACAGAUGUGGUCGAGAAAAAACAACUGAAGCCAAAAUGAUGAAAGCGGGAGGGACUGAAAUUGGGAAGACGCUUGCUGAAAAAAGCCGUGGCCUGUUCAGUGCAAAUGAUUGGCAAUGUAAAACUUGUGGCAAUGUGAACUGGGCCAGGAGAUCAGAGUGUAAUAUGUGUAAUACUCCAAAAUAUGCAAAACUGGAGGAAAGGACAGGAUAUGGAGGAGGUUUUAAUGAAAGAGAGAAUGUUGAGUAUAUAGAACGUGAAGAAUCAGAUGGGGAGUAUGAUGAGUUUGGUCGCAAAAAGAAAAAAUACAGAGGGAAGCCAGUUGGGCCUGCAUCUAUCCUGAAAGAAGUAGAAGAUAAGGAAUCUGAAGGGGAAGAAGAGGAGGAUGAGGAUGAAGAUCUUUCCAAGUAUAAAUUGGAUGAGGAUGAGGAUGAAGAUGAGGCUGAUCUCUCAAAGUAUAAUCUUGAUGCCAGUGAGGAAGAAGAUGCUAAUAAGAAAAAGAAAUCCAACAGGCGCAGUCGCUCUAAAUCUCGAUCUUCCCACUCACAAUCUUCAUCGCGCUCAUCCUCACACUCAAGCUCAAGGUCUAGGUCAAGGUCCCAUUCAAGAAGCUCUUCGAGUUCCAGAUCAAGAUCUCGUUCCACUUCCAGAGAACAUUCUAGAUCUCGUGGGUCGAAAUCAAGAUCCAGCUCCAGGUCCCAUAGGGGGUCUUCAACCCCAAGAAAAAGAUCUUACUCAAGCUCUCGUUCAUCAUCUUCCCCUGAGAGAGGCAAGAAGCGGAGUCGCUCUAGAUCUUCUUCGCCCGGUGAUCGCAAAAAAAGACGUUCGAGAUCACGGUCACCCGAAAGACGCCGCAGGUCGUCAUCUGGAUCUUCCCAUUCUGGUUCCCGUACAAGUUCUAAAAAGAAAUAAUGUAUUAAAGUUCACAUUUAAAAAAAAAAA